Papaver somniferum (opium poppy) is the source of this 384-nucleotide messenger RNA. RefSeq names its product cysteine proteinase inhibitor B-like. Gene Ontology annotation, molecular function: cysteine-type endopeptidase inhibitor activity. The transcript has a single exon. The record is from RefSeq and is a predicted model, not a curated record. Bases 1 to 384 code for a protein of 127 amino acids. NCBI's taxonomy places the organism in Eukaryota, Viridiplantae, Streptophyta, Magnoliopsida, Ranunculales, Papaveraceae.
AUGGCGGCACCACAUUCUUCUUCAUUUCUCACUAUCUCCAUCCUCUUAUUCGUCAUUUUCUUAUCAUAUUCUUCUGUUAAUGCUCUACCAGGAGGAAUAACUGAAAUCAAAGAUGUGAAAACGAACAAAGAAGUUCAAGAUUUGGGUAAAUUUUCAGUUGAUGAGUACAAUCUGAAAUUCAAGAAAGGCGAAGAAGGAAGUUUGACAUUUCAAGAAGUUGUGAAAGGUCAGAAGCAAGUUGUUGCAGGGAUGCAGUACUUUUUGAAGGUUUCUGCAAUGGAAAAUGGAACACCUAAAUUGUUUGACGCUGUUGUUGUUGUAAAAGCUUGGGAGACACCUGCGGAUCGUCUUAUUAGUUUUGAUCCUUCUUCAACAGAGAAUUAG